Phoenix dactylifera (date palm) is the source of this 1780-nucleotide messenger RNA. NCBI's taxonomy places the organism in Eukaryota, Viridiplantae, Streptophyta, Magnoliopsida, Arecales, Arecaceae. The record is from RefSeq and is a predicted model, not a curated record.
GGCAAUAGGGAGGAGGCCCAGCUUGUCUGUGAGCUGCGGCAGAUGAGCCGCACCCGGUCAUCCCUUCCAUGGUCCUCGGUCAAGGCCCAGUGAUCGUUAUCGUUUCGCUUAUCCACGGAGAAUGAGAGAUUGAGACGCCACACCUCGCGCUGUCCUGCAUUACGCCCGUCCCAGCCCACAGUUUUGUUUGUCCAUAUCACGUUCUGUUUGGAUAUAAUCUCCCACCGCCCUACCAUACUUCCGAGAGCGUGGUGGUGGAAAACAGAGAGAGCAGGUCAUAAUCGAUUGACUGAAAGGUCAAAAGUGGCUGGUGAUUGAUGUAAAUGGGAAUUUGUUCUGCUGCUAAAUAUAGUUGAUUUGUGGUUUUGACUGCUUGAUCUAUUAUGUCGAGCAUAUCUCAGAUGUACCUCCCGAUAUCAUCUCUACCAUUCCAUUGAGAGACCAAAUAACCAUGUUCUCUUUGCCUCCUAGCUCUGUACAAUCUUUUGGGGAAAUUUGUUCCAUCUCUUGGCUUUAGGGUGUCUGAGAUUAUGACCUUUCAGGUCCUGCACAUACCAGCCCUAAAGGUUAGACUUAGCCACAGGUAUUAUAGUUGCACGUCUGUUUCAAGAUGCAAGGCUUCCUCAAACUUCCAUGCAAACAUGGGAAUUCGAAGACCUAUACAUCUAUCUGAAGGUAUUAAUUCUCGUCAGGUUGAGGUAAUAGGUCCAAUGCCAUCUUAUGCAUUGAAAAGGGCAGAUAAAAAAUCUGUUAUAAAAUGUUCCGCUUCAGAGAACAACCAGACUGAGGUGCAAAAAAUCCAAUCAGCUAGUUGAACUCCCUCUCUUUCCACUUCAUUUGGUUCUUUUCCCAGGCAUAACUCAUUGCUUCCAGAUAUUUGAAUUCAGACACCGUAUGAUGAUGCACACUCUUCUCCAAAGUGAUCUCAGAUUCGGGGUAAUCUAUUCAAAUAACUCCAAUGUUACUGUUGAUGUUGGAUGUGGGGUGGAGAUAGUCAAGCUUGAAAGGCUCGUCGAUGAUCGGUACUAUGUAUUAUGUAAAGGACAGGAGCGUUUCCGAAUUAUAAAUUUUAUAAGGACAAAACCUUAUCUGGUUGCAGAAGUUCAGUGGUUGGAGGAUCGGCCUUCCACAAAUGGCCACCAAGACCUUAAUUCUCUUGCGCUUGAGGUGGAGAGUUGUUUGAAGGAUGUGAUCCGGCUUUCUAAGAAGCUGAAUAGGAAGCCAGAAUUAGAAACCAAGGAUCUGCCCAGGAAUCUUUUCCCAACUCCAUUCUCGUUCUUUGUUGGGAGCAACUUUGUAAAUGUUCCAAGAGAGCAACAGGCAUUGCUGGAACUGGAGGACACAGCGUUGCGGCUGAAGAGAGAGAAAGAAACCUUGAGGAAUACGCUCAACUACUUAGCUGCUGUAUGUGCAGUCAAAGAUGCAUUUCAGUUCUCCUCAUUCAAUGAGAAUUAGUAGAAAUGCUAGUGCAUCAGAGACUGCAAAGCUGAAUAAGAUCUGUCAUUGAUUGCUGCACUUGUAAAUAGAUGAUCUCUAUGUUUACCCCCUCUCAAUCCUCUUUCUGGAGUGAAGCCUGCACUUGUAAAUUGGCUUUUACAAUCUCGGAUCUGUAUAUUUUUGCUUGAAGUCCUUUAAUGUGCUCUGUUAUGGUUGUCUCAAAAUAAAGGUAUCUUAGAUUGAAAUCUAUUGCUAAGGUGUUGUGCUGAUUUCCUACACUAACUGUGAGCAAAUGUUUGCAUAUCUUGAACUACUUUCAGAAAUUAAUUGAAGCCUGAGCAAA